Molecule: messenger RNA, 1696 nt
Organism: Cyclopterus lumpus (lumpfish)
Lineage: Eukaryota; Metazoa; Chordata; Actinopteri; Perciformes; Cyclopteridae
Gene: clic2
Product: chloride intracellular channel 2
Exons: 7
Coding region: 564-1376 (270 amino acids)
Biological process (GO): negative regulation of ryanodine-sensitive calcium-release channel activity; chloride transmembrane transport
Molecular function (GO): chloride channel activity
Source: RefSeq, a predicted model, not a curated record
CCUGACUAGUGAAGUAUGUUCAGAGCGAUAGCUUCAAGGAGCCCUCAGACAAAACACAACCAGCCGGGAGGUGUUACACUUUCUCCUGACAUCCACGGCCGCAGAAACACUUGAAACCAAAGCAGCACUUGUUAUCAGCUUUCAGAGCGCUCUCUCUCCAGCUCUUUGGGGUGAUUUCCUAAGGGGAAGCUUUGACUGAAAAAAGUGAAUUUAACUUUUUUUGGGACGACAUGGCACUUCGACAGAACUCUGACAAGGAGCCAAGCAUCGAGUUGUUCAUUAAGGAUUAUAUCUUCGUCGGACAGAAACAAGACUCCAGAAAAUGACUGCUGCCAGCCAAGAGAUGGCCCGUCGCAUGUCCCUCGUUGUCGGAUAAAACAGACAUGGAUUUAGUUUUCUUUGGACAGAGCCAAGCUAACUGUUUCCAGGUGUAAUGCUAAGCUGAGCAAAGCUGCUGGCUUUAGUCAUAUUUAGCAGUAAGAAUGGUAUUAAUCUUCUCAUCUAACUUCCUGCAAGAAAGCUAAUCAUAUCUCAAAAUAGCAGACUUUUCCUUUGACAUCAAGAUGGAGGAGACAGUCAGUUCUUUUCUGCUGCUACACAAUUCCUGCUUUUCCUUCCGUGGAGAAAACCGCCCAGACACACCUUUCACUUCCAAAAUCAUUUGUUUAUCAGCAGAUGAGCGGAUAAGAGAAACGGCUGGCCAUGAUGGCGAGAACGUGGGGAACUGCCCCUUCUGUCAGAGGCUCUUCAUGGUUCUAUGGCUGAAAGGAGUCAAGUUUACAGUGACCACUGUUGAUAUGAGGAAGAAGCCAGCUGAGCUCAAAGACCUGGCCCCCGGGACCAACCCUCCUUUCCUCCUCUACAACGGCACCCUCAAAACAGACUUCAUCAAAAUUGAAGAGUUUCUUGAACAAACACUGGCCCCUCCCAGGUAUCCUCAUCUCAGCCCGCUCAACAAAGAGUCCUUUGAUGUAGGUGCUGACAUUUUUGCCAAGUUCUCUGCUUUCAUCAAGAACAACCCCAACAACACCUUCCACGAGAAAAACCUGCUGCGGGAGUUCAAGCGCUUGGACAACUACUUGAUCUCGCCCCUUCCUGAGGAGGUCGACCACAACUCCAGAGGAACCUUCACCAUCUCUAAGAGGAGGUUUCUGGACGGCGACCGCCUCACCUUAGCUGACUGCAACCUGCUUCCUAAACUGCAUGUCAUCAGGAUUGCUGCCAAGAAGUACUGCGACUUUGACAUUCCCGCAGAGUUCACAGGUGUGUGGCGUUACCUUCAAAACGCCGACCAGAGAGAGGAGUUCAAACAGACGUGUCCAGCCGACAUUGAGAUCGAGAAAACGUACUUCAACGCGGCCAACAAGAGGAAAUAAAACCUUUUGGAUUGUCUGUAAUUAUUGUCCUAUUUUCUCUCAGUUUAACUGUUUAUGUAAAGAUGGUGAUCUGCAGAGGGCGCUUCAACCUACAAGAAUCAACUGUGGCAAUGAAUCACAAUUCCACCUGAAAAAACCUUCCCCUGUUGUUGCAGUAAGACUUUGGGACAUGUUGAGGCACAAUGUUUUAUUGGUUGUAUGUAUUGACUGUUUAUCCAUAGUCACUCACAGACAGAUGGUACCUUCAUGCCACGUUGAAAAGGCCACAUGUGCAAUUUAUGUUUUUGUUUAUAGUGUAAAUAGAUAUUUUUCCAAACUUU